GCCUCUGCCUCUGCCUCUGUGUCAGGCCCCACAGCCUGGCGUUGGGAUGCUGCCAGCCGUGACCCAGCUUGACCCACUGCAAGGGGUCACAGGAUGAGCGUGGAGCGAGUCAGCCCUUUGCCGCUCGGAGAGGAGGUGAUGAUGGGAGGGGAUGAGCAGGCUGUGUCUCCAGGUGAGGAUCCCCCAACCCCGGGCGCCGACGGGGCUGGCCGCAGCUGGCAGGGGGUCGCGCUCCCGGUGACCCUCCUGGACGAGGAGGAGGACAGCGAGAAGGAGCUCUCUGACACCAGCUCGACCGGGAAUGCGGCAGAAGAUCCGGCCAAUUUCCCGGCACAGCCCGCCCUGCUGGGGAGCGGCGGAGCAGGGAGUCCGGGCCGGGCCCCCUGCCCCCGGAGCGAGGACGUUACUGCCGAGGCCUGGCGAGCCCACCGCAAGCAUGUCUUCGUCCUGAGUGAGGCAGGAAAGCCUAUCUACUCCCGCUAUGGCAAUGAGGAGGCUCUCUCCUCCACCAUGGGGGUCAUGAUGGCCCUGGUCUCGUUCGUACAGGACGGAGAUAACACCAUUCGCUCCAUCCAGUCAGACGACUACAAGGUGGUGUUUAGCCAGCACGGCCCCCUGGUGCUGGUGUCGGUCUCCCGGAGCCCCCAGUCGCCGGCACAGUUGCGCCGGGAGCUGUGCUACGUCUACUACCAGAUCAUCAGCCUGCUGACCCAGGCCACCGUCACCCGUAUCUUCCAGCGCAAGAAGAACUACGACCUGCGGCGCCUGCUGGCUGGCUCCGAGCGCAUCCUGGACAGCCUACUGAGGCGCCUGGACACGGACCCCGGCUUCCUGCUCGGCGCCGUGCAGUGCCUGCCCCUGGCUCCCUCCCUGCGCGAAGCCGUGAGCUACCUCCUGCUGCGAGCCGUCACCCCAAACCUGGUGUUCUCCAUCCUGCGCUCGGGCAGGCUGGUCAGCCUGGUCCAGGAACGGGCGGUCCUGGAGGACACGAGGCUGCACCCGGACCGACCUGCACCUCCUCUUCAACCUGCUGGCAGGCUCGUCGGCGCCCCCGCGGCGGGAGAGCUCUGGACCCCGGUCUGCCUGCCGCGGCUUUACCCAGACAGCUACUUCUACGCCUACGUUUCCUACCUGGACCCUGCGCACGGCGUCUGCCUGCUGCUGCUCUCCACCGACCAGGCCGCCUUCUACAGCGUGGCUGCCUGCAAGAGGAGGAUCGAGGAGGGCCUGAGGGCCCAGGGAUUGCUGGCCGCCAUCCAGGCCGCGCAGAGGGCAGCCGCCGGGGCCGGGGCCUCCAGGCUGGGCCUCUCUGAGCUCCGGCACUUCAUGUACAAGCCACUGGACAUCCCAGACAACCACCGGCAGCUCCCCCAGUACACCAGCCCUGAGAUCGAGGCACCUUACAUGACAGAGCAGGAGAAGGAGCACCUGUUUGACCUGUACCAGUAUUUACACAGUAAGAUCCACAGCUCCAAGCGGCCCCUGAAGCUGGUCUACCACGUGGCGGAGCGAGAGACCCUGCUUGCCUGGGUGACGGGGAGGUUCGAGCUCUAUGCCUGUUACAGCCCCCUGGUCACCAAAGCUGCUGCCGUCAGCACAGUUACCAAGGUGCUGCACUGGAUUCGAAAGGAGGAAGCUCAACUCUUCAUCCACUCCCCAGCCAAAUACUGCACCACCCCGAGCCCCGGCCGCAGCCCCCAGGGGCCCGAACUCAGCCGCCUGCAGCCUGGGGACAAUGGCUUCCCGUCCCUACUGUAAGGGCUUGGGGUGGGGGGGGGUGCGGUGGCUGUUACUCGAGGAUAGCAUCUUGAAGGCCGCCUCCCCCCCAGUUUUUUUUCUGGUGCAUUCCGUGCCAGACCCACAUGUUAAAAUAAGGACUGCUGCCUGGGUAUUGUGUUGGUGGGGGUGGGGGGCAACUGUUCAAUAAAUUCACUUGUGGCUAUGGAA
Messenger RNA from Stegostoma tigrinum, 1947 nucleotides. Its product is annotated as vacuolar fusion protein MON1 homolog B-like. The record is from RefSeq and is a predicted model, not a curated record. NCBI's taxonomy places the organism in Eukaryota, Metazoa, Chordata, Chondrichthyes, Orectolobiformes, Stegostomatidae. Gene Ontology annotation, biological process: vesicle-mediated transport; protein targeting to vacuole.